Molecule: messenger RNA, 3366 nt
Organism: Capsella rubella
Lineage: Eukaryota; Viridiplantae; Streptophyta; Magnoliopsida; Brassicales; Brassicaceae
Product: putative pentatricopeptide repeat-containing protein At1g19290
Exons: 2
Coding region: 98-2809 (903 amino acids)
Molecular function (GO): protein binding
Source: RefSeq, a predicted model, not a curated record
UAGGCUAAACCUUAGAGACACAUUCCAAAGAGCGGAACUUUGAGGUCCCAAGUUUAAUGGGCUCCAAGGUUAGUCAACCGAUAACGAAUUUUUCCUAAUGCUCCGAAGGUCUCCGGCACGCGUUGUUGCCUUUCAGUUGCUUCCACUUAUCUAUACUCGUAGAUUCUCUGAAGCCUCGAGAAACUUUCGCCGCGAGCUUCGAGGAGGAAACGGGCCACUUCGACCCGAAUUGCUCGAGCGGGUCUCGCGCCUGCUCGUGCUUGGCAGGUACGAUGCUUUACAUGAUCUCUCUGUCGAUUUCUCAGAUAAAUUUCUCAACUCCCUCCUCCGUAGAUUAAGGCUUAACCCAGAGGCAUGUCUCGAGCUUUUCAAUUUGGCUUCAAAACAGCAAAAGUUCCGGCCUGAUUACAAGGCUUAUUGUAAAAUGGUUCACAUAUUGUCCAGAGCUAGACUGUACGAUCAGACGAAAUCGUAUAUAUGUGAAUUGGUGGCUCUGAAUCACUCGGGCUUCGUUGUCUGGGCCGAGCUCGUUCGAGUUUUCAAGGAGUUUUCGUUCUCUCCUACAGUCUUUGACAUGAUACUGAAAGUUUAUGCAGAGAAGGGUAUGACUAAGAACGCGUUACAUGUGUUUGACAACAUGGGAAGCUAUGGACGAGUCCCUAGUUUGCUGUCUUGUAAUAGCCUGCUGAGCAAUUUGGUCAAGAAAGGGGAAAAUUUUGUGGCUCUACACGUUUAUGAUCAGAUGAUUAGAUUUGGGGUUUCUCCGGAUGUGUUUACUUGCAGUAUUGUUGUUAAUGCUUACUGUAGAAGUAGGAAAGUGAAUAAAGCCAUGGAAUUUGCAAAACAAAUGGAGAUUUCACUGGGUUUGGAGCUGAAUGUGGUUACUUACAAUAGUUUGAUGAAUGGGUAUGCUAUGAUCGGAGAUGUUGAGGGAGUGACAAGAGUGUUACGGUUGAUGACUGAGAGAGGGGUUUCUAGAAACGUUGUCACGUAUACUUUGUUGAUUAAGUGUUAUUGUAAAAAGGGUUUGAUGGAAGAAGCAGAACAGGUGUUUGAAUUGGUUAAGGAGAAUAAACUUGUUGCGGAUCAGCAUAUGUACGGUGUGUUGAUAGAUGGAUAUUGUCGCAGUGGUAAAAUACUUGAGGCUGUUAGGGUUCAUGAUGAUAUGAUGGAGAUGGGAGUAAGAACAAAUACAACCAUUUGUAACUCCUUGAUCAAUGGGUAUUGCAAAUCUGGUCAAUUAGUUGAAGCGGAACAAAUAUUUACGCGGAUGAACAACUGGAGCUUGAAGCCAGAUCAUCAUACGUACAAUACCCUUGUGGACGGAUAUUGCAGGACUGGUCAUGUUGACGAGGCUUUAAAGCUUUGUGAUCGAAUGUGCGAAAAAGAAGUUGUACCAACAGUUAUGACUUACAAUAUUCUUCUUAAAGGUUAUAGUCGGGUUGGUGCUUUUCAUGAUGUUCUGAGCCUUUGGAAGAUGAUGCUAAAAAGAGGUGUACUCGUUGAUGAGAUUAGUUGUAGCACUCUACUCGAAGCAUUGUUCAAGCUUGGCGAUUUUGAUGAAGCUAUGAAGCUGUGGGAGAAUGUCUUAGCAAGGGGUCUAUUGACAGAUACGGUAACCUUAAACGUAAUGAUCAAUGGACUAUGUAAAAUGGAGAAGAUCAAUGAAGCCAAAGAGAUUCUAGAUAAUGAGAAUAUUUUCAGAUGUAAGCCAGAUGUGCAAACAUAUCAAGCGUUGAGCCAUGGGUAUUAUAAAGUUGGAAACUUGAAAGAAGCUUUUGGGGUUAAAGAUUCUAUGGAAAGGAAAGGAAUCUUCCCCACCAUAGAAAUGUAUAACACUCUGAUAUCUGGUGCUUUCAAGUAUAGACACUUGAAUAAAGUAGCAGAUCUUGUGAUUGAGCUACGUGCCAGAGGAUUAACUCCUACUGUUGCUACAUAUGGGGUUCUUAUCACUGGCUGGUGCAAUAUUGGAGUGAUGGAUAAAGCCUACACUACGUGCUUCGAGAUGAUAGAGAAAGGAAUUGCCUUAAAUGUAAAUAUUUGCAGCAAGAUUGCAAACAGUUUGUUUCGGCUUGAUAAGAUCGACGAGGCUUGUUUGCUAUUGCAGAAGAUUGUGGAUUUUGAUCUGCUUCUUCCCGGUUACCAGAGCUUGAAACAGUUUCUUGAGCCCAAUGCUAUUACAUGUCUUAAAACACAAAAACUCGCCGAUUCUCUCGAGGAUAGUACUCCUAAGAAGCUCUUAGUUCCCAAUAAUAUAGUUUACAAUGUUGCUCUCUCGGGCCUCUGUAAAGCUGGUAAACUCAAGGAUGCUCGAAAACUCUUCUCAGAUUUACUAUCGAGUAGUGGGUUUAUUCCAGACGUAUACACGUAUACGAUACUAAUUCAUGUAUGUGCUAGUGAUGGUGAUAUAAAUGAAGCCUUUAACCUGAGGGAUGAGAUGUUUCUAAAAGGUAUUAUUCCGAACAUUGUUACAUACAAUGCUUUGAUAAAAGGCUUGUGCAAGUCGGGGAAUGUAGAUCGUGCUCGGAGGCUUUUACGUAAGCUUCCACAGAAGGGGAUAACUCCUAAUGCUAUUACCUAUAACACAUUGAUUGAUGGACUGAUUAAAAGUGGUGAUGUUGCUGAAGCUAUGCGUUUAAAAGAAAAAAUGAUUGAGAAAGGCUUGAUUAGAAGAUCCUCUAAACAAGAGGAUGUUGAAACAUCAAAAGAGGCUUUUGAUCCGGUAAUCAAAUCAGGGAUUGCAGGAGUGAUGGAAAGGAAUUCGUAUGAGCUUUAUGAUGUUAGGAUAGUUUCUGAAGCAGUAAUAUGAUGACGAAUAAAAAAUACUUAACUCUUCUAAAACUCUUCGAAACAUCACUUCAGAGUCAAUGAUGUUGCUAUGAGUGAUGGGUAACAGGAAUGGAGGCUUCUAAGAAUCUCCACCAUUGAUGUGAAAAUGAUUGUAUUAUACUUUCAGGAAAACAGUGUAUUGUCUCAAGAUCGUUUGAACCUUCUGCCAAAAACCCCAUCAUUUGGAUAUAAAUAUAUCAGCCUUUUUCUUCUGAUCCUUGAGGUUUUAAGAGAUAAGACAUCAUAUUCAUGGAGCCUGAUGUUUCGAGCGGUCUAAGUUUUAAGAUAGAGAGGCCAAAAGAUCGAUAUCAGUCACACUGGUGGUCUUUGAUAAGCUGAUCAACUGAUCAGACCAGUAAAGCUCUCCACUUCAUGGUUCAUCUUGUUUCUUCCAAGCCAGAUAAGACCCUGUGAUCAUAUAUCUAUGUACCAAUCAUAUAAUGCUCAAUGUAAUAAAUGCGAUUGAUGAAUAAGUAAGUUUGCUUCAGAUCAACUCAAAACUAGUGAUUAAAUUGACGAGCCACCUCUCUUGCUUUA